Molecule: messenger RNA, 3745 nt
Organism: Microplitis demolitor
Lineage: Eukaryota; Metazoa; Arthropoda; Insecta; Hymenoptera; Braconidae
Product: RNA-binding protein MEX3B
Exons: 2
Coding region: 891-2198 (435 amino acids)
Molecular function (GO): RNA binding
Source: RefSeq, a predicted model, not a curated record
AGUACUCAGUCGCAGUGGCACUCGAGAGCGAGAGGUAGCCGUAACGCGUCUGUCUGUUUUUUCAACUCUGUAACACGACAUUUAAGACACAUUGUAUUGUCAGUCAGUUUUUAGUCUCGCGCCAACACUCGGUUGUAAUACAUUACAAUUAUUAUUAUUAUUAUUAUUUUUAAAUAUUAAUAACAAUAAAUAUACUUACUAAAGCAACAUUACUAGUGAUACCGACUUGAUAAUAUAAUAUUCCAUAAUCCAAUAAAGUAAAAGUACAUAUAAUUACUAUUAUUAUAAUUGCUAGUAAUAACCAACAACAGCAUUUGUCUAGACCACUUGGUACGCGUGUAGAAAUAUUAUCCAACAAAUUAUUACAAAUACACGCGAGUGUGCUAGAUAACAAAAUAUAAAAAAUCUAAAAGUGUAUUAUUUUAUUUGUUGCAAGUAAUUUUUUAUGACGAUACUGAAGUCUUGAACAAAGAAGAAAGUGGUUUAAAAAAAAUCUUAAAUCAUUGGCAAUCGCUACUUGGUACUGAGUAAAAAGCUACAAAAAAUCUCAAGGACUCGAGUCUUUGCUACCAACUGAAUUGUAAAAAAUAAAAAAAUUUGAAAUUUGAAUAAUUUAUUUUUGUACGAAAACUCGGGUGGGUUUUUAGUUUUUAGUACUCAGCAUAAAUCGUGGGAGCAGAAAUCCUUUGUGUGAGAAUUUAAAAAAUCUACAGGUAUUUGUAAUACGUAAUAACGCUCAAUUGUUUAAUUAUCAGACGACAAAUUAAAACGUGUCAGUGAUUUAAAAUAAUAAACGAUAAUUGCAUUGAUAUCGAUAUUGAUAUUUUAGAGUGAUUGAAGGUGUGGAUAAUUAGUUGGUAUAUUCGAAGAAUAAGAAGCGUGGAAACAAGAUGCCGACAAGUUUAUUCAGCGACAUAGAUCGCAGCGUGAGCGCCGGUGCUGGUACUCUGGAGGAACAACGUGCCCUCCAACUGGCCUUUGAGCUGUCGAUGCUGAGUCUCGAGGGCACUCAGGGCUGCACGGGGAACGGAGGCUCCGGUCCCGGGAACGGAAAUUCAAAUGACCCGAGUGAUCUACAGGCGACUCCGUCUAGCGUCUUUGAGGAGGCGAGGUCCAAGAAGAGCCAGAACAUGACCGAGUGCGUUCCCGUGCCCAGCAGCGAGCACGUGGCUGAGAUCGUUGGCCGCCAAGGUUGCAAGAUAAAAGCACUACGUGCUAAAACCAACACCUACAUAAAGACUCCAGUACGAGGAGAGGAGCCAGUGUUCGUGGUGACCGGACGCAAGGAAGAUGUAGCACGUGCAAAACGUGAGAUUCUGUCAGCAGCUGAACAUUUUUCACAGAUUCGGGCUUCACGGAAAAGUUCAUUGGGCGCACUACUGGGAACACCACCGGGUCCACCAACAUCAGUGCCCGGCCACGUGACUAUUCAGGUACGCGUGCCAUACAGAGUUGUUGGUUUGGUAGUUGGCCCAAAAGGUGCGACAAUCAAGAGGAUCCAGCAUCAGACCCACACCUACAUCGUCACACCCAGUCGCGAUAAGGAGCCAGUCUUCGAAGUUACCGGUUUGCCAGAGAACGUCGAGGCCGCGAGACGUGAAAUAGAAGCUCACAUUGCACUCCGCACAGGUUCAACCAGUGGACCGGGUGGUCUCGUAGGAGACGAAGUUGAUUUGCUUGGGGCUCUGUGUCGCGGCGGACUAGGGUCAAUCCUCGGCAAUUUGGAUCCACCUGGGUCUAAUGGCUCAAACGGUUCCACCAGUGGCGCUUUUUCUAGCAGCGGAAGCUGCAGCAGUUCAUCAAGCAGCUCCGGAGCACCCGGACUCAACGACCUCGUGGCCAUCUGGGGCGCGGGCAUCGACCGCGACGAAGGACUUGGAGACUCACCGUCAUUUGAAUCUCAGACAGCAUCUGCCUCAUCAAUAUGGUCAUUCCCGGGAGUAACACUACCAUCCCGACCAUCGCCACCGGCUUCAGCGAGCCCAGCAAGCCCCACGGAUUCACUACUCGGCACUGGAAGUGCUGGUGGACGUCGUGAGUGUGUCGUCUGCGGAGACAAAGAAGUUACCGCAGCUUUGGUACCAUGUGGUCACAAUUUGUUCUGUCUUGACUGCGGGAAUCGCGUUUGCGAAAGUUCCGAUCCCAGUUGUCCUGUCUGCUCGCGACCUGUUCUUCAGGCGCUAAGAAUUCUGUCUUAAGAUGCUUCAUCCUAAACUAUCUUGAGAUUAUUUAAAACUUAAUGAUGAUGAUGAUGAUGAUGAUAAUGAUGAUAAUGAUGAUUAUUAUUAUUAAAAAUAAAAAAUAAAAAGGAGACGAUUGUAAGGAUAAAACGAAGAACGAUUUAAAUUAUCGAGAAGAGAAACCAACUUCGAGGGACCCUUGAGUCUGGAAAGACGCGCACAAGAUUUAAAUUCCACUGCUGCUGCCAAUAUUUAUUAACAAAAAAAAAAAAAAAAAUUAAAAAAAAAAAAAUAUAUGAAAACAAAGAUUUUAAAACACACAUUUAAUUAAAUUUAAUUACAUACAUAUUUAAAAAACUAAAACUUAAAAUUUAACUACACAAAGAAUUUUAUGAAUAUUAAUUACAUUUAAAAAAAUAAUAAUAAUAAUACUAAUGAAGAACAAACAAACAAACAAACAAACAAAAAACUAAAUAAUAAUAAACAAAUAAAACCGGGGAUUUUGAUGCGUUCAAUGCUCGCUGAUUCCCGCGCCAACCGGAUACAACGAAUCGAUUAAAUAUGCUGUAGGUGUAGACUCCCCGACUCGCGGCGCGUCUCCUAUCGCCUGCUUUCUCGCAACACUUAAAUCUCACAUGAUAAUAACAAUAAUUACUAACAAAUAAUUAUUAUUAUCAUAAAUACUUAGCAUUUAACAAAAAAAAAACUGUUUUUUUUAAAACCGUUAAGUAAAUUGAAAAUAUAAAUUGCAGCCAACAGAUUUAAAAUUAUUCCAUUAAAGUGUAAGACUUGACGAUUAUUUAUUUAUUAUUUUAAUUAAAAAUUUCGAGUUAAUAAAUAAUUGUUUAGUCUUAUUCUUUGUUAAGAAACUAGUCGCGCCGUGAAUCCUUUUUAAUGAGAUUUAUAUGUAAUAAUUAAUCCUCGUAGAUCUGUGUGUGUGUCGUUCGCCAAUUUAGUGAAUGAGUUUGAAAACAACAAAUAUAUAUAUAUAUAUAUAUAUACACAUAUAAGUAUAUGUAUAUUUAUAUAUAAAUUAACAUUAAUAAAUAAUGAUAAAAUAAUUAUUAUUAUUGAUAAUAAUCAUAAUGAUAAUUUUUUAUAAUUUAAAUAAAAUGAGAUUAGGAACAAGUGUUGUGGUAUAUAUAUAUUUAACGAUUUUUAGAAGUCAUUAAAAUGAGUAAUAUAUAAAUUAAAAUAAAUAAUUAUUUAGAUUUUAACGCAACCCCUCGAGUCGCCGGUUCGCUGAGUGAUUAAAAGAAAUUUUUUUUUUAUAAUUAAACUUAAAUUUAUAAAAAAUUGAUCACUAAAAUAAAUAUAAAAAAAAGAAAUCAAUAAAUAAUUUAUAGCUCAAACGGCGCGAAAUCUUUUACCGGACAUCCCUCGCUUAGAGUAUUAUCUUUACCUUUAUAUAUAUAUAUAUAUAUUUAAUAAGCGAUAGCAAUUUAAAUAAUAUAUUAAAUAUAUAUAAUUAAAAAAAAAAUAUAAACAUAAAUAUAAAUAGAUAACAAAUAUAUUAUUAUAUAUAUAUAUAAAAAAAUUAAAAAAAUUUAAAAAAAAAAAAAAAA